Messenger RNA from Neodiprion fabricii, 12012 nucleotides. Its product is annotated as bromodomain adjacent to zinc finger domain protein 2B-like. The record is from RefSeq and is a predicted model, not a curated record. Bases 1569 to 8105 code for a protein of 2178 amino acids. Gene Ontology annotation, molecular function: DNA binding; protein binding. NCBI's taxonomy places the organism in Eukaryota, Metazoa, Arthropoda, Insecta, Hymenoptera, Diprionidae. The transcript has 30 exons.
AAGGACGUUGCGGUAGAGCGGUGUGUCGCUGCGGGAAGAACGCUACAGAGGCCGAACAGCUGAUCGAUCAGCACGGCAAUCGGCUUUCGCCCGAAGGAUUAUUAUUAUCUAUGCGCUACGAAGCCGCGCUACGAGUUUGAUCCUCCUCGAUUCCGACUCAUUGUCAUUAAAUGACUUCGCGCUGCUUAUAAGAAGUGUAUAUACAUACACUUAUAUAUAUCUAUAACGCUGCUGUUGAUCCACCGAAAGAGAACGAGCCAGUCUCCAAAGCUCCUCUUCGUAAAAAGAAGGUCUUCUUUGUUCGUUGCCGCUGCAGUGUAAGAAUCGCUGUGGAGUGGAUAGCGGCGAGGUGCCGAGGCGAGUUUAGAGUCCGUUGUACGUAGCUGGCGAACUGCAUCGAUUGUGAGAUAGCUGGAGAAACGGAAAGACAGGAAGAGGGAGAAGGGGGGAGAGAGAGAGAGAGAGAGAGAGAGAAAGAGAGCGAGCGAGAGACGGAUUCGAAAUCCGAAGGUAUUAUACGGCAGCCACAGGUAUAAUACUUGGGUCACGUCAAGGAGCGUCGUUUGCCGAGCUACGUUCCUCCUUCGCGGCCAGGUAACCCAAGUUUCGAGACCCAGCGCGGCGCAGCAAUUUCCUCGCGCAUAUUAUACCCACAGCUUGAGAGCUCGAAUAUCCGAGGAGACGUGCGGGGAAUAACGGAGGGGGGAAGGAACGCCGUGGGCAGGCAGGCACGCGAUUUCUUCUGUGUCAUCUACAUACAUACACACGUGCACACAUGCACGGACUUAUACCAGGAGUGACGUGUACGCGGAGCUAGCAGCGGUGGACAACGUUAACCAGCGUGUGCCGUCGUCGUCGUCGUCGUGCACUUAUUAUAGCGAGGCGUUGAAAUCUGGAACGAACGCCAGCCAGUCGCAGUCGGAACGAGCCGCAGCCGAGCCGAGCGAGCCAAGCCCUUCGUACCGAGCUGAACGAGCGAGCGGUUGCUUGCAGAGAGAUAUUCGGUUCGGUGGGAAAGCCCAAAGUGUGCGUUGUUCGUACUCUCGUUUAGUUCGUGUUGGUGUGUCGUCGUCGUCGUCGUUGGGUUGAGUAUAACCGCGGACCCGGUGCCACCGCCGCUGUCUGAGGAGCAGUUGUGUGUCUGUCUCUCGAGCUUAGACUGCUUCUGCCGCCGUUGCUGCUGUUGCUGCUGUUGCUGCAGCACCGAUUCACCGCUGCAUACGCUCGGUUUCGCUUCACGAUCCGUCGGCUCUCUGUAUCUGCGUAAACCACGUGAAAUUGUUGCAUAGAUUUACAGUUGCGUGUUAAACUACUAGCCGGCUUUACGUGCAGGAAUAAUUACACACAAGCACACGUACAGACACACACAGACAUAUAUAUAUCGUUGUAUCAACACAUACCGAGGGAAGUGACUACAUACUUGACCCCCAGGAGGCUCGGAGAGCUACUCCAACCGAUCGACCAUUGGGGAGAGCACACCAGCCAGCGGCGUUGGAAUACUCAGGUGUGAUGGGGCUUACUGACGCCAGCAAGUAUGAGCUGAGACAGCAUAACUAAUUAGGACUGGCAUGGAGAAAGAGAACUCCGGAGGGAGCGCGGACAACGCGCCAGGAGGGACCUCGACCUCCGCGUCUGCGGCUUCGGUUACAUCAGGUUCAGCUGCCGAAAAAAUUCAGGCAGAUCAAGCGAACCCUUUGCUGGACCCGACAGCUCUCUUCAAUGCAUACUGGCCUAGAGGAGACAGCUCAACAUCAUCGCUGUUCAGUGGAAUGCCAGGUGGUUACAGUCUGAGUCCUCAUCAUUUGCCAUCUGCUUAUGCGAUACUUGGUCGGGGUGGUUCAGGGCAGGGAUAUGGAGGUCAUACUCCCACCUCUGCGCCACCGCCACCACCGUAUUCCCAUAGCAGUUUAGGCACCUUGAGUGUGGCUGCGAGUCAGGCCGCUAGUCUGGGUAUCAAUCCAGCUAGUGCAGCAUGGUGGACUAUGGCCUCGCAUCUUGCUGCACAUGAUUACCUUGCGAGGUUACAAGGAGCCGCCGGGCUCCCCAGCUUUCCACCCAGCGCAGAAAGCUUACUGCCACCGUAUCCUGGCUCAUUGCUCAAUCCGCCACCGUUAUCAUCUCACAAGUCCAAUAAAUCUAAAUCUAGUAAGAGCCAUAAGACUCCCGCAAGUAGUAGUUCCGCAACAGCUAGUCUGACGAGCAGUUUGGCCGUGAGUCAAACACCAAUCUCGCAUCACAGUACUUCAACUACUAGUACGUCUAAUUCGCAGACGAAUGUUGUCAGCUCUUCUAAGGAAGGAAGUGACCCCAGCAGUAUUUUGGGUGGUGUUCGGCUUCCACCAGAUACAGAAAUCAUCAAGUACACGUCCAGUAUAGUCGGUCCCAAGAUUCCCGGAACGACAAAUCGAGGGAGAAAGAAAACGAUUUCACUUGACACUCCAAGUGUCAGCGUUCAUCCGCCGCCUCUACCGGCUAUAAGUGCUCAUCAAACUAAUACUUCUUCCUCUCUCAUGCUAGACCCUCGAAAAUAUAAUCGAACUGGGAAUGAUGCGAAUGACUACAGAGAUUCCGUUGAUAGGGUGGAAGUAAUUAAAUUACCUGCACAUUCAACAAACGGAUCAGUCCUUACAGCACCGCCUACAUAUACCACCAGUAAUACGAGUAAUACCAGUGAUACAGAUGCGCCUCUCAAUCUUUCGUUGAAACCUGCAUCAACUUGUAGCAGUACACCCAUAACUGGAAUUCAAGCUCUUACUCAGCUGAGCAAUUUGAGCCAGUCUCUUUUAGCUUCAGACCGAACGUCACGGCGGAAGCCUGGUCCAAAACCGAGACGAGUGCCGCAGAAUUCGGUCCCCGUACCUGCCUCACCUAGUCCAUCGCUUGCUCAGCUUUUUGCCGCUGCUGAUUCACCGCAAAGGCCAAGCAGCGGCAGCGAAGAAAAUGAUAGCAUGACAGCCCACCACAAAGAUGGGCGACCUAGAAAUCUUGGCCGCGGUGUGUCGAAGCCGAAGAAGAACACUGUUGCAUCCCUGUUAGCUCAAAGUAGAGCGCUUGGUAUUAAACCCACACCUGCUUUAGAUCCUAGUGCGCCAUUAGCGCAUCAGGUGUCUCUGCUUAGAUCUAACAUAUUCGCUGCGCAGUUGCAUGCAAGUACAGGAUUGUUGGAUGAGAAGAUGCAGGAAAAAAUGAAGAACAAACUUCUGGAAGUGUCCGGAGAAGAGAGCAAUAUGGAUGUGACAAGCGAAAGUGGCAGUAAUACAGACGUAGUUACAGACACUGAUGACGACAACGUCGAAGGAAUACCUAGUGCUAAAAAGAGAAAAUUGAAUCCUAGUGAAAAAGAUCUGCAACUAGCUUUGGAUCAUGGAUGGAAACGCGAAACCGUUAUCAAAGGACUUGGAAAGACAGGUGUUAUUAAAGGAGAUGUUACUUACUACAGCCCUUGUGGAAAAACAUUCAGAAAUACUCUUGAGCUUCUAAAAUUUCUGGAACAACAGAAUUCCACGGAGCUCACUACUGCUAACUUUUCAUUCUCGUCGCGACCACUGGUCGGUGAAUUUCUGCAACCAACAAUGGGUUUAGCUGAGGCGGAAUUCGUCAGACUUGGAUCCCAAGAAGUUGCAAGAAGAUUGGAAGAGUUAAGGGUAGCAGGAGGUCUGCGUGAUGCCAGACCAAACAAUCAAUACGACAGAGAUAAAUUGGCUUAUGCUAAGAAACUGGCUAAAGAAGAAGCUCAGAGAUACAAAGAGCAAGUUAGGCUAAUAAAGGAACAAGAGAAGUCUGAGAGGCAAGAGGCGGUGAGGCGAGAGCGAGAACUCAGAAACCAACAGCUGCUCGAAGGUCGCAAGCGCCUAGCAUUCACGAUCAAACAGAAAAUGAAGAUCAUCCAGGAGAUCGAGUGCGGAAAGAGCAAGAGCGACGUGGCGCGAGAGCUCGGAUUGGCUAGCAGUACCGUUGCGACGAUUUGGAAGAAUCGUGAAAGUAUCACAGAAAGUUGGCGAAAUAGAGACGUAAUGCAGAUGGAAGAUACUGAUUUGAAAAAAGUGACGUCAAUCCCAGAGGUGCAACAGGUCCAGAAGCAAACGCAAAACCAUGAGUUGCUGGAGGCGCGGAGAAAGAGGCAGGAGGAGAUGGAGAAGAUUCGCAUGGAAGAACAACAACGAAAGCAGCAGGAAAGAGAACUAAAAAGACAGCAAGCUGUGAUGCUUAAGGAACAGAUGUACAUGCAGGAGCUGAGCAAGCAGCGCGAGAUGCUCUACACCGUCGAGCUGGAAAGAGAGAGGAGACGACAACACAUGGCAUUAGUGAGGGCAUUGGAGAAUCGUAGAAGAAUGGAAGAACGAGAAAAGAAACGACUAGAAGCUAGAGCUGAACGAAUUGCAAAUAAAGAAAAGCGUAUCGAGCAGAGGAAACUUGAAAUGGAAUUGAUUGAACAGAUCAGGAAACCCGUUGAAGAUACGGAAUUGACGGAUCAAAAACCUCUGCCAAAGUUGAAUAGGAUACCAGGUUUGAAAUUAUCUGGUCAAGCAUUCGCCGACAUCGUCAUGGUGUUUGAAUUCCUGCACAAUUUUGGCGAAACACUUGGUUUUGAUAUGGAGUCACUACCUAGUUUGAAAAGUCUUCAACUAGCUCUUUUGAACGACGAGGAAGCUGAAGAGGAAUUAUUGUCUGUGAUGACACAUCUUUUAGUUUGUGCAAUAGAAGAUCCCGGAAUUCCACAACCAGCACGUCAUACUACUGGCUUAGGACAAAGUCUACGUCAAGCAGAUAUAACUCAUGCCAAUAUCAGUGAAGUUCUGAGAAUUUAUUUAUACGCAAACGCUACUGGUGAAGUCAAGGCUUUGACUGGCGUUUGCCUAGAGCGUGAAAGGGAUAAGAAAUUUGCUGAUCACCAUCAGAAUGGUGGUGACAACAAUUCGAGCUGCUCCGGAAAAAAUGCUCAGUUCUAUGAACAUUUGCACAGUAACGAGACAUGGAAAAUGUCCGAGAAACUGAGAGAUAAACCAUUUUUAGCUUUAAAUCCAACUGAAAAAGCACAAAUGCUUGCAUUUCUGUGCAAUGAGUUACUUCAAAAUAAGGCUGUGAUAAAACAAAUUGAAGGGAGCUUAGAAACUUUAGCGCAGAUGAAAAAAGAGAGAUUCGUUCUGGAUACUAAGAUCAGAAAACUCAGACAACUACACAACAGAAAAGUACGCAUGGAAGCAGUGGGUGUUAUAGUGAACAAGUCUGGCGAUACAAUAACAAUAGAGAAAAAAGAAGGAGACGAGGAAUGUAACCCAUCAACGGCUGCCGGAGCCACACCUACUUUGGAUGAAAUACACCAAGAGGACGAGGUCGAAGACAUGUCAGAAAAUGAAAGUGAAGGCACUCAACCUGAAGAGGAGGAAGAUAAGAAUCUAUCUGGAGAAGAAUUGGGAAAGAAACUAGAUCGUCUUUUGAAAAAUUCCGAAGAACAACUACAAAAAUUGAACAGUUCGUCGAAACAACUUCGCGCUCAUGUGUUGGGGCAGGAUAGGUAUUGGCGAAGGUACUGGGAGCUGCCGUGUGCAGGCGGUAUAUAUGUUGAAGCAAUGGAAAGUGCAGAGCCCGAAAUUCUUGAUGUUCAAGCUGUACUAGACGUAAAUUAUAAACCUACACCCGAAGAUGAAGAGAUACAAGAGCAGGAUAUGGUAGAAGAAACGACAGAAAAGAAAGACCUCAAUGAUGAAGUGUCGAAACAGUCGCCGACAGAUGACAAACCAUGUCCCGAGGGAGUUGAGAAUGUUGAAGUUAAGUCUGAACUUGAUGAUGUUAAAAUGGAAGUUGAUGAAGUUAGCUGCAAGGAAAAACUUGAAAAUUCCAUAAAAGAGGAUUUAACGAGUGUGAAAAAUGAAGUUAAAGUGAAUAUUGACAGUAUUAAAUCUGAUGCGAAAACAAAUGUCACAUCCGAAGAGAUUAAACAAGAGACUGAAGUCCAAAAUAUUGAAACCGCAACUGAGCAAAUAAAGAAUGAAGAAAAUAAUACAGAUGAAGAAAUAACCGGUUCGGCCACGAAAACUAUGGAAGAUAAGAUUGUAGAGACUAUACCGAAUGGCGAAAAAUGUAACCAUGUAAAUAAUUCUCACUACCCAAAUGGCAAAGAAUUGAAUGGAACAUUUAUUUGCGGUGGAAAUACUGAGCCUGUUUGGUUUUCUAUUUUCCCUCGGGAAACCUGUGAUACACCAGGCUCGUGUACCAAGGCUAUUUUUGGAAUAGCAGAGACAACAGAACUCAGGAUACCUGUAUUUCCUCCGCCUUCUAGUCCAUCCUAUGACAGGUGUGAUAGUCCAGCACCCUUGGUUUUAACUCAGGAUGAAGCUACUCAGUUAGAACACUUGAAAGUCCAUGGUUUGCCUCCAGCUGGCGAUCCGAAACCAGUACCAGAAGAACUCCGGUAUGGUUGGUGGAGAGUAUCAGACAUUGAUACUUUUCAAGCGUUGUUGGAGAAACUUCACUCCCGUGGUGUGCGAGAAAAAGAACUGAAACGGACGACUUGGGCAACGAUGGAAUCUUUCUUAGCUAUAACAGGGAAAAUUCACGUUGACCCUGGUAAUACUGCAGCUACAGAUUUACAAGGGGAUGAUGAUGAGAAAGACAUUCCUACGCCAAGACCUGAUAAGCCUGAUGACUGGAGUGAACAAGUAGCUUUGCGAGUCGAUGCUCAGCUACUGGAGCAGGUUGAAGCACUCGAAGACAAGGUUGCCAAUGCCAGUAUGCAAGUUAAAGGCUGGAAGUUACCACCCAGAUCUGGUACAGACGAAGCCGAGGAAUUAGAAAAAAUUAAUGAAGUUGAACAAGUUAGUGCUGUUGAACAAGCAAGACAAAGGCUAUUAUCAUUAGAGGCAGCAAUCGAGAGAAGGUAUCUUAAACCACCUCUCGGUAUCUGUACCGGAGAUCCAAAUCUUACGGCUCUUAAGGCAGAGCAAGCAGCUGCAACAAAUUCCAUUGUGAACAACUCAGAUUCGAAUACUCUUGGGCCACCACCUAUUGAGGAAACAACGCCACGGGGCCUCAAUAACUGGCGAGAGGCAACUGCUAGGGCGCAUACAUCAGCACAGCUGGCAAUGGCGCUUUACAUGCUGGAGGCCAGCAUCGCCUGGGACAAGAGCAUCAUGAAGGCAGUGAGUCUAACACCAGCUAGAAACUCGGUCUGCAUCAUGCUGCGAAACCGCUGCGUCUCACUCAAAGCUACCACUCAAUACAAUCAGCUAUUGACUACUACUCAGGCCUCUAAUUGCCAGUUCUGUCAUAGCGGCGACAACGAAGACAAACUACUGUUGUGUGAUGGUUGUGACCGUGGAUAUCAUACUUAUUGCUUCCGUCCAAAAAUGGAAAACAUUCCCGAUGGUGACUGGUACUGCCACGAGUGUAUGAAUAAAGCAACAGGUGAAAGAAAUUGCUUGGUAUGCGGUAAACGAAUGGGAAAAAAUUUAGUUCUAUGCGAAUUAUGCCCAAGGGCUUAUCAUACCGACUGCCACAAUCCUGUAAUGCCUAAGAUGCCUCGUGGAAAGUGGUAUUGUUCCAAUUGUCACAGCAAACAACCAAAGAAACGGAACAGUAGUCGAAGGAGUCAUACCAAAGGAGCAACAAGGGAUAGUGAAAGUUCUGACCACCCACCAACUAGUCCAACUCCAUCAACAGCGUCAAACACCCAUGUCGAAGAUGUUAGUUCCUCAGAGCCACCUACCCCUACUGCAUCACCUCGCAAAGAAGGCAAUAGCAGAGCACUGACGAAAAAGCAACAACGAGAAUUGGCACCAUGUAAAAUUUUACUAGAACAAUUAGAGCAACAAGAUGAAGCGUGGCCUUUUUUAUUGCCAGUUAAUACAAAACAGUUUCCAACGUAUAAGAAAAUUAUAAAAACUCCAAUGGAUCUCAGUACCAUUAAGAAAAAGUUACAGGACUGUGCGUACAAAUCAAGAGAUGAAUUUUGCAUUGAUGUCCGACAAAUGUUCAUAAACUGCGAGGUGUUCAAUGAAGAUGACAGUCCUGUCGGCAAAGCUGGUCACGGAAUGCGUAGCUUUUUUGAAAUGCGUUGGACAGAGAUUACAGGAGUGCCACCACCUCCUCCGCCGACGCAUAGCUGAGGCUCAGCACGCUCACGCAACAGCUGUCACAGUUUUGCGCACUUCUAUUACUAGUCCAAUGUAAGGUUUCACCAAAUGUAUAAUUACAAGAUCUGUCGUCCAGAUAUCUAUGAUUGUUUAGUACUGUUAUUGUUAAAAAUUGUGCGCUCGUGUUGAAUUCUUGUAAUGUUAACGAAAAAUACGAUUACCAGACAGUUUUGCAAAUAUUGAAAUACCGUAUUUAUUAUUGUACUUACUAUCGUAUUAGGUAUAUAAUACGAUAAAUUUACAUCAACAAAAGUUUUGAUAUUGUCAAGAGAUUCUGUAAUCACACCAAUGAAAAGCUUUAAUUUUUAUCUAACACAAUCAUCAAAUGUCCUUGCGACUUGCUUCCAUUGGCUCAGUGUAAAAGUAAAGUGUGGUCUCUGCGUUUUAGUAACAUAUCCUAAAUCAAUUAGUGGUCCAUUAUUGUCGACUCAAAUUUAUUUCGAGCUAAUUCUGACCUUAUUUUCUCGUAAUUUAUUACUGUUGGGUAUUUAGAUUUUGACAUUUAUGAUCAGUUAACCUUGAUAGCACAAAAUUUGCAUUUAUAUUUUAGGAAUGUGUCUGAAAUCAUUCGUAGUAUCGAUUAAGUUGUCAAAAUAUUUCUACAACAUUGCAUGAUGUUAUGGAAGUAAUUAAAUUUGAGUAUUUACUCUCGUAAAUCAUGAAAUUUAUGUCCCCACAUCGUGGACGUUUAUUUUUGUUUGCUUUGAAUAAUUUUAUCAGUGAGUAAUGUUAUUACCGACACACACAAAAUGUCAGCUAAAAUCUUGAGCAUUCUGUUGCAUCUGUGAUAAAUAAAAAAUGAUAACAUUUAUUGUAAUGUAGAUGAAAUUCAUUAUUUGUUGAUGCUGUAAUAGACUACGUUCAUACUCUCACAUCCUGCUUGUCAUUCAUUCUUUUAAUACUAGAAUUUCAGUAAUAAUUAGAACUCCACGAAUCUCUCUUGACAAAAGAAGUUUGGAAUAUAUUUUAGUAUAUUUCCUUUAUCACUCAUUUAUUCUGUCAUAAAUGCAACGCUCCAUUAACGACAGGUAUUUUGGAAAGCUGAGAGCUUGUUAUGCGUAGUGACAAAUAAAUCACUUUUGUUUAUUUGGUAAUGAAAAAUUAACAUCACAUCUCGUAUUUAUGAAUGAAAAUUUGAAACGUAGUGAAGUAUUGUGACUACUCGCAAAAGCACUUUUUAAAUCUUGGCAAGAUAUCUUUUCUACAAAAUUGAUCAAUCGACUGGUAGGAUAUUCAAUAUUUCAAUCUCAGUAAGGGUAUAUUUUUCGUUGCUGUGAACUAGGAACAACAAAGCUUAUGUGCCAAUUGAAAUGAAAUAGAUCGGAAAAAAAAUUUAGUCUCCUACAUUUUUUCAAUUAUGUAAAAUACUUGGAUACACUUCCAGCAGUUCGUGUUAUUUCGUUAAAGUUCGAACCUUGUCAAUACCAUUAAGUAUUUCUCUGCAUGUUUGAACGAAAACGUUGAUGAAUCAUUUUUUCCCUAUAGAUAAUAAUCUGAAUUAUUUAUCCACAUAUCUAUAAAUUUUUCGUGUGAUCGCUCUAUUUUAUUUUAGAAUCAUUCACCCAAUUUUCAGAGCUCACACGAAAAAACCUUAUUUAAAUGUUCUACUGAUAUUGAACAAACGGGACUUAUUCAAGUGGGAAAUUCUCGAAAUUAUAAGUAGAGACCGUGCAUCAUCGAAUUUUUAUCCAUGGCCUGCACUUAGUGGAGUAAACUUACAGUAUAGGUCAAAAUAUUUAGUCGAGUAUUCUCAUCGGAAUCAAACUUACUGAUGUUUCAUAAGAAUAAUUUGUGGCUACAGUCAAUAUGGGUAACAGAUCAUCUUUCUUAAAUUUGUCUGGAUAACAUACUUAAUAUAUGGCUAAGUAUUUCAAAGGAAUGAUAAUAAUUCACGUACUUAUAUUGCAAUAAUUUCUUGCCUAAACAAAUUUCCAAUAAUAUCAUGAACGUAAUAAUACUAUAGACAGAGAAAAAUAUUUUGCACAGUAAUGAAUACGGAGGCGAAUAAAAUUGUAAGGUUACUAUAGAAUUAUAAAAUUGUGUAGCAUAAUCCAAAUACAUUGGUAUAGAAUGAAAUGCCAUUCCACUGUUGACUAUUGUUUUCACAAUUUUUUUUUUUUUUUUAUUGCAUAGAGAAUCCUCUAAAUCGUAUUUGCUUGUCAGUAUUUUAAAGUUGUAAAGUGAAAUUAUUUGUACGAUGCAUUCAUUAUGAGACUUAAUAAAGUAAUUCUUAAUUUUAAAACACACUAUGCGUUUAAAGAGAAAUAUUUCGAAUUUGGUAUCUUGCGGAGUUCUAAAAUUGCUGAACGAGCAUAGUAAUUAGUUAAGAUUUGAUUAUACAUCCGAACUGUAUAUCACAAGCUAUCGAAACUUAAAAUGGCAUUACGGUCUAGCGUACGAAAAAAUAUAAUUUACAUAACGACUGAGAACAAGUCCAUGAAUUCACGUGUUCUUGAACAAAGCGUUUCAUGUAAGUGUAUAGAAAAUCAGUAUGUAAAACAUCAUUCAAGAUUAUAGAAUAAGCAUCUAGGAUAUGUGUGCGUCAUUUUUUUUUUUCGACGAUAUAUAUAUAUAUAUAUAAAAUAUAUGUGUAUAUAGAAUAAAAUAUGUUUGUAUGAUACGAACAAUGUUUUGGAAUGUGCAUACCUUAACAACGGUGAUUUGAUCCCGUAUCAAAUCGUAUUCUACUCGAAGUAUUUCGAAAAAAGUGCUCUGGUUACCACUGAAAAUGAAUUUUAGAAACUUAAUUGAUUGCAGUCUUGUGUGACGAAUCUGCUUUACAUUACACGUACAUGUUCAAACUAUGACGAUUUUCUGCAUGUUUGGUUAGACUCUGGUACGAUAAUCUAAUUGUACCGACAUGAUUUACGUCACAUAUUUUGGUAAUUCUACCAAACGCUCAUGAAAAAUUAUUGAACUUUCCAUUCGUCGUAUGAUAGAUAUUCUAAUAUAAAAACAAACGCUAAAGUAAAAGCUUUAGUUAUGCAGGAAGUGGGAAAAAUAUUGUGUGACAUUGAAGGUAACCAGAACUCUUCCAUCACGCUAUAUUCCGAUAUGAUACACUCUGUGUCUACCCUCAAAUGUGGAAAGUGGAACAUGGUUGUGCUUGUGAUAUUCGAUGUCUCUGAUUCUAUUCCAGGUUCAUCUUGCAAUGCAUUUUCCACGUUUGUUAAUCUAUAUCAAGAUGUAACAAGUGCCUACUCCUUGCUCUCAAUCAUUUGACAAAAAAAACUUAAGUUCAUGUUCCAUGUUCCAGGCAUAAUUUUGUUCUCUAAACGUACAACUAGUAUGAAAAGCUACUUCGCAGUGUGUGAGAUGUUGAUUUUGAGAUACUUGUAAUGUAACGUGUGAAUGAGUGUUGUAAUGUAUCGAACAAGUUAUAGUCUUUUAUAACCACAAGAAUGACCAUUGCGAAAAUGAUUAAUUGAAAUGUAAUAUCUUAUUUUGUAAGAAAUUGAUGUAAAUUAUUGUCAGUACAUUAGUUAAGGAAAAAAGUACAGUAUUUGCACAAAAAUCUAAUAUUAAAUAUGCCUACAAUAAGCGACAUAUAUUAGAUUAUAGUUGACGCGAUAGAUAUCACAAAAAAGUAAUUUUUUAAGGUAUAUUAAUUAUUUAAAUUAUAUAGUACAGUUAUUAGUACGAUAACAACGCUUUUUAUACGAACUUUAGUUAUAAAUGUCAAAUUAUCCGUUACGAUGAAACGAAAUGCAGUCGAAAAAAUGUAAGUUAAUAAUAAAUAAUGAUUGUCUAUAGCAUAAACAGAAGUAAUAUUAAGUAGCUAAUACGUGCGUGCCUAGACUUAGGCUCACAAUGCUAUGUAAACGAAUAAACAGACUUAAUUAUUGUAUUGAGAAAUAAUAAAUAAUCAGUAAUAAACAAA